Molecule: messenger RNA, 6088 nt
Organism: Arvicanthis niloticus (Nile rat)
Lineage: Eukaryota; Metazoa; Chordata; Mammalia; Rodentia; Muridae
Gene: Eif3a
Product: eukaryotic translation initiation factor 3 subunit A
Biological process (GO): formation of cytoplasmic translation initiation complex; translation reinitiation
Cellular component (GO): eukaryotic translation initiation factor 3 complex, eIF3m; eukaryotic translation initiation factor 3 complex, eIF3e; multi-eIF complex
Molecular function (GO): translation initiation factor activity; mRNA binding
Source: RefSeq, a predicted model, not a curated record
AAAUUUUCUCUGAACCUUUCUUUGUGUGGUGCCAGGGAUUAUGGGCCUGUGCGUGCUAGAGAGCUCAGCCACUGUACAUUAGCAGCCCUGAACUCAAGUCAGUUUCCCACCAAGAGCCUAAUAAUUUGACGCGGUUUAAAUGGCUUUCAAGCUCUAAGCAUAGUAAUUGAUCUGUGAACACUGAAUUUGUUAGGUAGCAAUAAAAGACAUGGCUUGCAAUAAGCCAUUCCCUCACCAAUACACAUUUCUUGUAUUUGUUUGUGACGUGAGCUGUAUGUAAAAACCGAUGACACUCGCGUAUUUUCAAACAUACAAGUCAGCUCCUGGGUUUUCUACUCAUAGGAGGUGGCUCUGCUCCUGCUCGCCUUCUUUCGGGAAUCCUUGAGACACUAACCCUACAAGGAUCCCAAAUAACUCUGUUUAUUAUUCGUUUGUUCCCGCCCCUUCCUUGUCAAUCAAGCGACUGGUGCCCUAUUUCUUAGCGAUGAGCACCACUGGCCAGCGAUACUGGCUCAGCAGCACUUCCGUUAAGUAUUUUCAACCUUUCCGGGCGAGGUCCCAGCAGAGCCGAAGCGACCUUAACGCGGCCUGCUUCCGCGCACGUCAUUUUGGGAAUGACUGUGUAGAUACUUCCUUUUCCCGUUGUAGAUCUGACUAUAAAUUUCCCUUCCUCACUCCCAUGUCCGACCGGACAGAGGUGGUCGGAGAAAACUGUUCUUAAGGUUCCCUCCCGCGACCCAAAGAACACAACAGCUCGCGCUGCCCGGCACCCAGCGCCACGUCAGCCCGCGCUUGAGACGCCAGCGCGCCUGCGCGCGGAGAAAGGCGGAGCAUGCGCAAAGGCCCGCCUCCUACAUCCGGGGCUCGGGCGGCGGCGCUGCCGCCGCGAGGGAAUCACGUGGCCCCUUCCUUUCCGUCUCUGGCCGGCUGGGCGCGGGCGACUGCUGGCGAGGCGCGUGGAAGCUCGCGCUAGUUCCCCUCCGCCUCCUCUCCCGGUCCAGGCCACUAGGGAGUUCGCUGACGCCGGGUGAACUGAGCGUACCGCCAAGAUGCCGGCCUAUUUCCAGAGGCCGGAAAAUGCCCUCAAGCGCGCCAACGAAUUUCUUGAGGUUGGCAAAAAGCAGCCUGCCCUGGAUGUUCUUUAUGAUGUUAUGAAAAGUAAGAAACACAGAACAUGGCAGAAGAUACAUGAGCCAAUUAUGUUGAAAUACUUGGAACUUUGUGUGGAUCUUCGUAAGAGCCACUUGGCUAAGGAAGGAUUAUAUCAAUAUAAGAACAUUUGUCAGCAGGUAAACAUUAAAUCUUUAGAAGAUGUUGUUAGGGCAUAUUUGAAAUUAGCAGAGGAAAAAACAGAAGCUGCUAAAGAAGAGUCCCAACAAAUGGUGUUAGAUAUAGAAGAUCUGGAUAAUAUUCAGACUCCUGAGAGUGUUCUUUUAAGUGCAGUAAGUGGGGAAGACACUCAGGAUCGUACUGAUAGAUUGCUACUGACUCCCUGGGUCAAGUUCCUGUGGGAAUCAUACAGGCAGUGUUUGGACCUUCUUCGAAACAAUUCUAGAGUAGAGCGCCUCUACCAUGAUAUCGCCCAACAAGCUUUCAAAUUCUGCCUCCAGUAUACUCGAAAGGCUGAGUUCCGCAAGCUAUGUGAUAACUUGCGAAUGCACUUAUCCCAGAUUCAGCGCCACCAUAAUCAAAGCACAGCAAUCAAUCUUAAUAAUCCAGAGAGCCAGUCCAUGCAUUUGGAAACCAGACUUGUUCAGUUGGAUAGUGCUAUCAGCAUGGAAUUAUGGCAGGAAGCCUUCAAAGCUGUGGAAGAUAUUCAUGGACUAUUUUCCUUGUCUAAAAAACCACCUAAGCCUCAGUUGAUGGCAAAUUACUAUAACAAAGUUUCAACGGUGUUUUGGAAAUCCGGAAAUGCUUUGUUUCAUGCAUCUACACUUCAUCGUCUUUAUCAUCUGUCUAGAGAAAUGAGAAAGAAUCUUACACAAGAUGAGAUGCAAAGAAUGUCUACUAGAGUCCUUUUGGCGACUCUUUCCAUUCCUAUUACUCCUGAGCGAACUGAUAUUGCUCGACUUUUGGAUAUGGAUGGUAUUAUAGUUGAGAAGCAGCGACGCCUUGCCACAUUGCUAGGUCUUCAAGCUCCACCCACACGAAUUGGCCUUAUUAAUGAUAUGGUCAGGUUUAAUGUGCUACAGUAUGUUGUCCCAGAAGUGAAAGACCUUUACAACUGGUUGGAGGUGGAAUUCAACCCACUAAAACUCUGUGAGAGAGUUACAAAGGUAUUAAAUUGGGUUAGAGAACAACCUGAAAAGGAACCAGAAUUGCAACAGUAUGUACCACAGCUACAGAACAAUACCAUACUUCGCCUUCUGCAACAGGUGGCACAGAUUUAUCAGAGCAUUGAGUUUUCUCGUUUGACUUCUCUGGUUCCUUUUGUUGAUGCUUUCCAACUGGAACGGGCCAUAGUAGAUGCAGCCAGGCACUGUGACCUACAGGUUCGUAUUGACCAUACUUCUCGGACUCUGAGUUUUGGAUCAGACUUGAAUUACGCAACUCGAGAAGAUGCCCCAAUUGGUCCUCAUCUGCAGAGCAUGCCUUCAGAACAAAUAAGAAAUCAACUCACAGCCAUGUCUUCAGUGCUUGCAAAAGCACUUGAAGUCAUCAAGCCUGCUCAUAUUCUGCAAGAGAAAGAAGAACAGCAUCAGUUGGCAGUUACUGCAUAUCUUAAAAAUUCACGAAAAGAGCAUCAGAGAAUUCUGGCUCGGAGACAGACAAUUGAGGAAAGAAAAGAGCGUCUUGAGAGUCUGAAUAUUCAACGUGAGAAGGAAGAACUAGAGCAGAGGGAAGCUGAACUCCAGAAAGUGCGGAAGGCUGAGGAAGAAAGGCUGCGCCAAGAGGCAAAGGAACGAGAGAAGGAACGAAUCCUACAAGAACACGAGCAAAUCAAGAAGAAAACUGUUCGGGAACGGUUAGAGCAGAUCAAGAAGACAGAGCUGGGUGCCAAAGCAUUUAAAGAUAUUGACAUUGAAGACCUUGAAGAAUUGGAUCCAGAUUUUAUUAUGGCCAAACAGGUUGAACAACUGGAGAAAGAAAAGAAGGAACUUCAGGAACGCCUGAAGAAUCAAGAAAAGAAGAUUGACUAUUUUGAGAGAGCUAAGCGUUUGGAAGAAAUUCCUUUAAUAAAGAGUGCUUAUGAGGAACAACGGGUUAAAGACAUGGACCUCUGGGAACAACAAGAAGAAGAAAGAAUUACUACAAUGCAGCUAGAACGAGAAAAAGCUCUGGAGCAUAAGAAUCGGAUGUCACGGAUGUUGGAAGACAGAGAUCUAUUUGUGAUGCGGCUCAAAGCUGCCCGGCAGUCUGUCUAUGAGGAAAAACUGAAACAGUUUGAAGAACGUUUAGCAGAAGAAAGGCAUAAUCGCCUGGAAGAAAGAAAAAGGCAGCGGAAAGAAGAACGCAAAAUAACCUACUACAGAGAAAAGGAAGAGGAAGAGCAGAGGAGGGCAGAAGAGCAGAUGCUCAAAGAGAGAGAAGAAAGAGAACGUGCUGAGAGAGCAAAACGGGAGGAAGAACUUAGAGAGUAUCAGGAGCGAGUCAAGAAAUUGGAAGAAGUAGAAAGGAAAAAGCGGCAAAGAGAGCUGGAAAUUGAAGAAAGGGAAAGGCGCAGAGAGGAAGAAAGGAGACUUGGUGACGAUCCACUUUCUAGGAAGGACUCUCGGUGGGGAGAUCGAGAUUCGGAAGGCACCUGGAGAAAAGGACCAGAAGCUGACUCUGAGUGGAGAAGAGGCCCACCAGAAAAGGAAUGGAGACGAGAAACUCGAGAUGAUGAGAGGCCUCACAGGAGAGAUGAAGAUCGGCUGAGGCGCUUGGGGGGGGAUGACGAAGAGAGAGAGUCUUCUCUUAGACCGGAUGAUGAUCGCAUCCCUAGGCGUGGUCUGGAUGAUGACAGAGGGCCUAGACGUGGUCCUGAUGAAGAUAGAUUUUCUCGUAGAGGAACAGAUGAUGACCGUCCUUCUUGGCGUAAUGCAGAUGAUGACAGGCCUCCCAGGCGAAUUGGUGAUGAUGACAGGGGAAGCUGGCGUCACACAGAUGACGACAGACCACCCAGACGGGGACUGGAUGAUGACAGACCACCCAGACGGGGACUGGAUGAUGAGAGAGGAAGCUGGCGCACAGCAGAUGAUGACAGAGGACCUAGACGUGGCAUGGAUGAUGAUCGGGGGCCAAGACGAGGAGGUGCUGAUGAUGAACGGUCAUCCUGGCGGAAUGCUGAUGAUGACAGGGGUCCCAGGAGGGGCAUGGAUGAUGAUAGGGGUCCCAGGCGAGGGCUGGAUGAUGACCGAGGACCUUGGAGGAAUGCUGCUGAAGAUAGGAUUUCUAGGAGAGGUGCAGAUGAUGACCGGGGGCCUUGGAGAAAUAUGGAUGAUGAUCGUGAUCGGAUUCCUAGACGGAGUGAUGAUGCAAGACCUGGUCCCUGGAGACCAUUUGUCAAGCCAGGUGGAUGGAGAGAGAAAGAAAAGGCUAGAGAAGAGAGUUGGGGGCCACCUCGAGAAUCAAGACCAUCAGAAGACCGUGAAUGGGAUAGAGACAAAGAGAAGGACAGAGAUAAUCAAGAUCGAGAGGAGAAUGACAAGGAUCUUGAACGAGAUAGGGACAGAGAGAGAGAUGGGGACCGGGAGGAUCGUUUCAGAAGACCCAGGGAUGAAGGUGGCUGGAGAAGAGGACCAGCAGAAGAAUCUUCAAGCUGGAGGGAUUCAAGUCGCCGUGAUGAUAGGGACAGGGAUGACCGUCGGCGGGAUAGGGAUGAUCGUCGUGAUCUGAGAGACCUGAGAGACAGAAGGGAUUUAAGAGAUGAUAGAGAUCGGAGAGGACCUCCCCUCAGAUCAGAGCGAGAAGAAGCAAGCUCUUGGAGACGCACUGACGACAGGAAAGAUGACCGGACUGAAGAAAGGGAUCCACCUCGUCGUGUUCCUCCCCCAGCUCUUUCAAGAGAGAGAGAGAGAGAGAGAGAACGAGAAGGUGAGAAAGAGAAAGCAUCCUGGAGAGCUGAGAAAGAUAGGGAGUCCCUUCGUCGUACUAAGAAUGAAACUGAUGAAGAUGGAUGGACCACAGUACGACGUUAAGUCCCAAGAUGAUGGAGUCAAACUUGUGGCUUACAUAGGUUUGAUCACAUUCAAGGAUUAUUAUACUUGUGCUUCAACCAGUCUAAAUUGAAUUCUUUAAUGUUGUCUCACCAUAACACAAAAAAGCAUGAACUUGUAUUAAUCAUAUAUAAUAGAUUGAUCAUGCACUGUAUUUACAGGAGGUUGGAAAACCAUGCCAUUUUCUGGAACUUAAGGUGUUACAUUAUUUCAUCAAUCAUUUGUUAAAAAAAAAAACUAAAAAAUAAAAAUGUGAACCCUUCAGGUGUAAACACCUUAUCUUGGUAUACAAUUGAUCUUUUUGUUUUGAUUUUGAAGUAUCAGAUAUUAAUUUGGAAUAAGGUAAGGUUCUCUUGAAACAUUUGAAAACCCUUUAAGCCAACUGAUCUGACAGCUUUCCCAUCAGUAGAAGUGGGAACAUACCUUCCUAGGUAUUUACUAUUAACUACAUUAGGCAGUUCAUAGCUUCUGAUCAGUGUAGUAGACAUCACAAACACUGGCUGUAAUGGGGUUUUCUGUAGACUUGACUUGAGAGAGGUGAGUAUAAAGCAUUUUUUAGUCAUCAUCAUGACGGUGCUGCUCAAGUGCAGAUCCAGAACAGUACAGCUUUGGGUUCCUAGAAUAUUUGGUAAACUGUUGAGGGUUUCUUUUUUUCUGUUGCCAAAAGAAAACUGCUUUUCCACUAAUUCAUGCCUUUCAAGCAUUUUAAAUAUGACAAUAUUUAUAAAUGUGUGGUUUGGAGGAAUUGUUUAAAUUCUUUUUCCUAAUUUUCUUCAGGAUAGAUUAUUUCAACAAGUAAUUUGUAGUGAUGACUGUGUUGACUUCAAUUUUGGAGUGUAGUAGCUGUGUUAAAAAAGAGUAACCAUUUGGUCUUAUUGAAGCCAACACAGAACUUGCUGCUGUGUUUUUUUCCUUUGGUGAUAAAUAAAAUACUUACAUAAUUGGUGUUA